Menidia menidia (Atlantic silverside) is the source of this 363-nucleotide messenger RNA. NCBI's taxonomy places the organism in Eukaryota, Metazoa, Chordata, Actinopteri, Atheriniformes, Atherinopsidae. The record is from the annotation of a GenBank genome assembly.
GUGUCCAGAGCAGUGGAUCUGUGUGCAGCGCCAGGCAGCUGGAGUCAGGUCCUGAGUCGGAAACUAAGGGGUAACGAGGAGAAAGGUGAGCGAGGGGAAAAGGUGAAGAUCGUGGCGGUGGAUCUGCAGGCCAUGGCUCCUCUCUCAGGAGUCACUCAGAUUCAGGGAGACAUCACCAAGGUAUCGACAGCCCAGGAGAUAAUCUGCCACUUUGAGGGGGAGCCUGCAGAUCUGGUGGUGUGUGACGGAGCUCCAGACGUAACUGGACUCCAUGAUGUAGAUGAGUACAUACAAGCUCAGCUCCUACUAGCUGCCUUGAACAUCACCACCCAUGUCCUGAAACCUGGAGGAGCAUUUGUGGCU